This is a messenger RNA of Papaver somniferum (opium poppy), 1364 nucleotides long. Its product is annotated as probable enoyl-CoA hydratase 2, mitochondrial. The record is from RefSeq and is a predicted model, not a curated record. Bases 125 to 1087 code for a protein of 320 amino acids. The transcript is spliced from 8 exons. Gene Ontology annotation, biological process: fatty acid beta-oxidation. Gene Ontology annotation, molecular function: enoyl-CoA hydratase activity. Gene Ontology annotation, cellular component: mitochondrion. NCBI's taxonomy places the organism in Eukaryota, Viridiplantae, Streptophyta, Magnoliopsida, Ranunculales, Papaveraceae.
GUAUCAUAAGGUGGUUGGAACGCAGACGGCAGAUCGAUUACCAAAAAACAGACGCUAGUGCAAAGUUCCUGGGUACGCACCGUCCUCACUCUCUUUGUAAAAAUCCUAACCCAAAGCUCCAAAAAUGAGCCCUUUGCCAUACAUGGCGAGAUCACUGACUAAUCACUGUAGAAGAAAUUCUAAACCAUACUUAUCUCUCUACUCAACUUUGGGGAAUUUAUCAAAGCAAGCGGAGAGUGAAUUUAAUUCUCAUCCAUGUAGGAAAAAUAGUUUUCGGAGUUUAAUAUUGCAGUCUAUAUCUCAAUCAGUGAAGAUAGAGAGACUUUCCGAUUCUGAUUUUGGAAUCAUUGAGGUGAAAUUGGAUAGACCAGAAGCCAAAAAUGCAAUUGGGAAGAACAUGUUAAGUGGCUUACGACAUAGUCUGGAAGCUAUAAAUGUGGAUUCUUCAGCAAAUGUUGUAAUGAUCUCCAGCUCAGUUCCUAGGGUGUUUUGUGCCGGUGCUGAUUUGAAGGAGCGUAGGACAAUGAGUCAAUCUGACACCCGGGAUUUUGUCAACUCUCUGCGUUCCACAUUCACAUUCUUAGAGGGACUUUCCAUUCCCACAAUUGCUGUUAUUGAAGGAGCCGCACUUGGUGGUGGACUUGAAAUGGCUCUUUCAUGUGAUCUUCGGAUUUGUGGUGAGGCUGCAGUAUUGGGGUUGCCAGAGACAGGACUCGCCAUAAUCCCUGGUGCAGGUGGAACCCAGCGUCUUCCUAGACUAGUUGGAAAAUCAGUUGCGAAGGAACUCAUUUUCACUGGACGAAAGAUCGACGCCAGAAAUGCAGCUUCAAUGGGCCUCAUAAACUACUGCGUUCCUUCUGGCGAGGCUCAUCUGAAAGCUCUCGAAGUUGCUCGAGAUAUAAAUGAAAAGGGUCCAUUGGCGAUUCGGAUGGCAAAACGCUCUGUUGAUGGUGGACUAGAGCUUGAUUUCCCGUCUGCUUUAGAAUUGGAAGAGGAUUGUUAUGAGCAACUCCCGAAUACGAAAGAUCGGUUAGAAGGUUUGGCAGCAUUUGUAGAGAAGCGAAAGCCUCGAUAUAAAGGUGAAUGAAUAGGCGAAAUAGACACCAAAGAGUAUCAUAUUCUGCAGUUGCAUGAAAGUAGAGAAGGAAAUGUAUGAAAUUCGGUGUUGGUUUGGGGAAUAUAGUUGUAUCAGUUGCAGUAGAAAUUACUUUUCCUCAUACAUUGUUGAAAUAAAUAAAAGUGAAGGUAGAAAAGGUCAGUGGCUGAGAUUAUGUGAGGCCAUAUUAGUGUGAAGUGUGAACAAUCUAAUCUCUUGGUAAUUAAAAAAUAUUAAUCAAACAAGUAAAAAAAAAAAUUUGAUGGAA